Bactrocera tryoni is the source of this 1445-nucleotide messenger RNA. It is a transcript of the gene Atg3, whose product is annotated as ubiquitin-like-conjugating enzyme ATG3. Gene Ontology annotation, cellular component: cytoplasmic ubiquitin ligase complex; cytosol. Bases 176 to 1183 code for a protein of 335 amino acids. NCBI's taxonomy places the organism in Eukaryota, Metazoa, Arthropoda, Insecta, Diptera, Tephritidae. Gene Ontology annotation, molecular function: Atg8-family ligase activity. Gene Ontology annotation, biological process: nucleophagy; autophagy of mitochondrion; autophagosome assembly. The transcript is spliced from 5 exons. The record is from RefSeq and is a predicted model, not a curated record.
GUUCACGAAAGGCUCCAGACGGUCGGCGAGAGUUAAGGAAAUAAAAAUCUUUCACUACAGUAUAUUUAUGCGAGUAUUGGAAAUAGUGAUAAUUUAUUGAACUUCAAUCCAUUUAAUUAUAUACAUAACUCAUAUAUUGUUGACUAGUGAAAGUAUAAUUUAAUUGUUUGAAACAAUGCAAAGUGUUUUGAACACUGUGAAAGGAACAGCCCUUAAUGUGGCAGAGUAUCUUACUCCAGUUUUAAAGGAAUCUAAAUUUCGAGAGACAGGUGUUUUGACGCCGGAAGAAUUCGUAGCCGCUGGAGAUCACUUGGUGCAUCAUUGUCCAACUUGGCAGUGGGCUGCCGGUGAUGAAUCGAAAACAAAAACAUAUUUACCUAAAGACAAACAAUUUUUGAUUACUCGAAAUGUGCCUUGCUAUAGGCGUUGUAGACAAAUGGAAUACGUGGGUGAGGAGACUGUAGUUGAAGAGGAAGGUGGUGACGGUGGCUGGGUAGAAACGCAUCAACUAAACGAAGACGGCACAGCAGAACUCGAAGAAAAAGUGUGUGAAUUGACAUUUGAUGAAAAUAAAGAUGAAAUGCGUACUCCAGAUGAAGACAAAGGUGCGAAUGGCGCCGCACUUAUUGAUAACGAUAGCGAUGACGAAGAAGAUGACGAGGCAAUAGAUAUGGAUGAAUUUGAAGAAAGUGGUAUGCUGCAAUUGGUAGAUCCCUCUGUGGCCACUACAACACGUAAAUUAGAUACGGAAGUCGGAAUAAAAAAAUCAAAUUCUGAUGAAGCAGCUACUGGAGGUGCUGACGCAACCGAUUCAGUGUUGCAUACACGCACCUAUGACUUGCAUAUUACUUAUGAUAAAUAUUAUCAAACACCAAGACUUUGGGUGGUCGGUUAUGAUGAGAAUCGAAAACCUUUAACUGUCGAACAAAUGUACGAGGAUGUUUCGCAAGAUCAUGCUAAGAAGACUGUAACAAUGGACAGCCAUCCGCAUUUGCCAGGACCCAAUAUGGCUAGCGUGCACCCAUGUCGUCACGCUGACAUUAUGAAAAAGAUUAUACAAACUGUUGAAGAAGGUGGCGGUGAGCUGGGCGUACAUAUGUACUUGAUUAUUUUUUUGAAAUUCGUGCAAACUGUUAUACCGACCAUCGAAUACGAUUUUACUCAAAACUUUAAUAUGUCUUAAACCAUUUAUUUAUAGUGCUGAAACAAGGCUUUUGAUCACUACAUAGGCAAUUUUAAAGUUAAUUAUAAGAUUUAAACUUGGAAAGCUGCUAAAAUUGCUUAUGCCUUAGAAAUAAAUUUUUUGUAUAUGAUUUAUUAAACCACUUUAAAAUAUAUAUGUUUUUGCAAGAAAAUCCGCACAUCAUAUAUAGUUUGAAAAUAAAGUAUAGGAUUAUAAGAAAUAUAGCUUAAAUCUUGAAAUGCACGAGAAAUGGCAAAAACAA